GAAUCUGUUCUUCGCGGUCGGCUUUGUGAUCGCCGAACGCACUCUAUAUAUACCGAGCACUGGCUUCUCAUUGCUGGUCGCCUACGGCUUCGUUAGGAUCGAGAAUCACUUCCAACGCCGACAUAUGUUUAAGAAUUGUCUGUUGAUUAUGUUUUCGGUGACCAUUGGUUUGUUUUGCCUCAAGACUCAGUUCCGGAACAACGACUGGAGCGACGAGUUGUCGCUCUUCUCGUCGGCCAUUAAAGUGAACGCAAAUAACGCCAAACUAUACAACAAUGUCGGACACCAUUACGAAAGGCUCAAAGACUUUGACACAGCCUUACAGUACUUCCAGAAGGCGUCCGAACUGCAGACCGACGACUUGGGCUCUCAGAUCAAUAUCGCCCGAACUCUCAUCAAUUUGGGUCAACACUCCAGAGCCGAACGCAUGCUCUGGAAACUCAAACCCAAAGUCAAACUCUCGGCCAUUAAUAACCGAAUUAUUCCCAAUUAUCUCAAUCUGUGGAUCAAUUUGGCGAACAUUAUCGUCAAGAAUGAGACCAGACUUUCGGAGGCGGAAAAUUUAUACAAAGAGCUAAUAGGGAUGCGUUCGGACUUCGUUGAGGCCUAUAUUAAUUUGGGAGACAUUCUCAUACGUCAGUCCAAACUGACCGAAGCGGUCGACGUUUACCGCAGAGGCCUAUCGUUGGCCCAAACAGACAGAAGAGCCGAUUUGUACUUUAAUUUAGGUGUCGUUCACUCAAUGCUAUUGAAGGCUAACGCCGAUGAAAUGGACAGCAAUCGGACCGAAAACGUGUUAUUAAUCGCCGAAUACUUCCAGAAUUCAACGCUAUUUAAUAGCAAUCAUAAGGAAUCGAUCGUUAAUUUGGCGAUUCUUCUGCAACAAUACGAACCAAUUCUGCGUCCAUUCAAAAAAACAUUGAUCCGCACAAUGAAGAGCUAUUCGGGCGCCGAUCCGGAACUCGUGUACUUCAAUCUGGCGCUACUCCUGUCCGACGCGGGCGACAAC
This is a messenger RNA of Medioppia subpectinata, 1009 nucleotides long. The record is from the annotation of a GenBank genome assembly. NCBI's taxonomy places the organism in Eukaryota, Metazoa, Arthropoda, Arachnida, Sarcoptiformes, Oppiidae.